GUUUAAAGAUGGCGGACAAACAAGCAGGUGCCCGUUAUGUAUAACAGUAAAUGGUGAACGCUUCUCAUUAAGAUAACGGGACUAUUAAACUAUAUAAAAUAAGAAAUAUUCCCAUGAGCCAACACAAUAGUUAAAAGAUGGAAGUACAGAAUAAAAAGAGAACUACAGGAGUGAAAGGUAAAGGGAAAGGUAAAAAAACUAAAACUGAAACAAAAGAUACAGAACCUUCUGAUGUAGAACCAGGAACUUCCAAACAACCCACAGAAUCUAAACAAGAUGUUAGCGUAGAUAUGGAUGGUCCAUCAGUGGCUAUAGAUCUAGAGGAUCCACAAGUUCAAGAUGAAAAACCAGAGAAAGUUAAAGAUGAUCCAUCCCUAAAGGAACAGACAUCCGAGGUAGAAGAGAUUUUACCAGACGAGAAUGGAGGUGUACAAACUUUAAACAAGGUCAGUUCAUCCGUGGCUAUAGAUCUAGAGGAUCCACAAGUUAAAAAUGAAGUAAAAGAGAAAGAUAUUUCACCAGUGAAGACAGAAGUUGUGGAUACUCUAGAGGAGAAUGAUUAUGAAAUACCAGUUAUUACUGUGGAACAGAAUCAGCAAGUUAAAACAACCCAACAAACCGAACAAUCAUCUGAGAAACAAGAGACUGAGUCUAUAGAUUUUUCUAGUAUUAAUCCUGAAGAUUAUGGUUUGAAGGUAGAAGAUGAUGACCUGCCGGCUGAUUUUAUUUACGAGCCCCCACCCCAAACAGACCUGCCAGAUUUAUAUAAUUUACUGGCCUCAUUGGAAGAAGGUAACGGAGAUCUGGUAACUAAGGACCCACCACCAUCUUUGUUUGCUAUACCUGAACAUAUUCCAAGUUACUCCAAAAUUUCAGAACUACGCUAUGAAAUAGAGAAAGGUGAACUCCAGCCGUAUAUUUCACGAUUUGAUACUGACGUUAAAGAUGACGUGGUUUUACUGGGAAAGAUUUCAUUGGAGGAGGUACAGGAAGAAGAAAAACGACUGCGGGAUGAACAUAUUCUAUAUUUAGAACAAGAAUCCCGACUAGCUCGUGAACGAGAGGAAAAGUUGAUUAAUCGUGAAGAACAAGCUAAAACCAGAAUGGCCACUUUUGUAAAAGAUAAGAGAGGAGACUUGGCUCGAAGAGAGGAGUUGCUACGUCAGAAAGAGAAGUUGAUGUUGGAUCAUGUUCACAAAGCUUUCCGUCGUGCCGAGAGUCAACUCAUUGGUACCUUAGAAAGACGCAAGGGGGAAGUCAAGACCUUAUAUGGUGAUUUGAUGCUAGCAGACGGACAAUAUGGUGGGUCAAAAGGUCGAAGGUGGAAGGUGGAUUGGAAUCGAACACCUCAACCAAUCAAGAUUAAUCUAAAGUGUAUUCGUGGUGUGAAGGACAAGUUACCAGGUGGUCGAUAUGUAAUGAUGGCCUCUCUAUAUAACAGACUGGGCGGUCACACUAUGAGAUGGUCUAAAUUAAAAGGACAGACCUGGGGUGGUACAACACUUCCCAUGUUCCACGAGGGUAAUUUUUAUAACACAGAAAUGAAGAUCAAUCAGAGUUUAUUUACUGUUCUCCCAGCUAAACCAUCCCUCCGUCCUGGUAUGAUAUUAGUAUUUGAGUUGUUUUUAUUACGCGGCUCUGUUUUACCAGUAGAUAAAGUCGUGGCCUGGGGAUGUUUUCCUAUUUGUGAUGGAAACUUCGACGUUUUAGAGGGAAAAUAUAAGUGUAGUAUGUUAAGAUCAGAGAUGAAUCUAGAGAUAGAUAAACACGAGAAGAUGGAAGAAUUAAUCUCAUCUGAUAUCAACCAUUGGUUAUCUAAUUUAUAUUUCGAGGUUAUUAAAUUACCCAGAUAUCUGGCUGGACAGAACGAACACGAAGUCGAGUUACAGUUUAGUUCUAAAUUAACCAACUUUCCCGAUCGGGUACAGACUGGUUGGGACGAGAAUAAAGAUGGCAGUGAUCCCAUACCCGGUUCAGUUACAGAUAUGGGUAGUGCUAGUUCGUCUGGUACUCCUAGUGGGAGUAGUGGAGUUAUCAGUACCAAUGAUACCAUCGUUAGAUCUGAGGCCACAACUUCUAAAGUUAAACUUCAUAAUCGACAUCUUCAGAUCGGUACAACGAGUCGAUCAUCCAGUACUAAUAUUGGAUCUCGAAUUAUAAAAAAAGACACGAGACGACCAGAAGACGAUGAUGGUGAUGUCUCAAGUGAAGAGGAAGAUGAGGUGAAAGCUAUUAGGAGACAGGGAGAUUUCAGACCACAUCAAACUAUGCCUGGUGUUUAUUAUAAGCAAUAUUUAAACAAUCCAGCUGAUGAAUAUUUUAAAAGAAUGUACACGAUGCUACCACGUACCUCAGUUUUAGCUCCUAGAUUGAAGAAAAAGAAGCUGACCCACGUAGAAGAAUUAGAAGAACAUAGUUUUUCUGUCCAAGCUCCAUUCACUGGAAAGGGUCGGUUCCACCACUCUGGACGUGAAAAGAUGGGUUAUAUCGCCCGACAGUUUUUAGCCGAGAUUGGAAUGUCACAAUGGCGUAGCAGAGAAUUCUGGGGCAUGUUGUUGUUAUUCCUGAUAUUUUUUUUCCUGCGAUUCACGACUCAUUAUUUUGGACAGUGGUUAUUCCUCAGUGCUCUUGGUAUACCCAUCAACAAAUUUGAUUUCCGUCCUUACACUGUAGACUUGAACUACCAGCCUACGUUACUACGAACCAGGGAAGAAAUUGGAGUUGUGGUCCUUGGUCCUAUGAUGAAUAUAUUGUUGUUUACGUUAAUGGUCAUUUUCGCCUGGAUUUGUCCGAAAAUAUUUGGAUUUUUUCCUGAUUUGUUUUCGAAAUUUGUUUUAACAUUUGGUGUUUUGACGUUUUUGGAUCCUCUGCUGAUUUUAAUAGUAGACUGUGCUAUGUUGAGAUUCUACGACCAAUCUACAGAACCAAUCGCAGAUUUUGCUAAACUAUGGUGGCAUUUCAGUCGUUCUCAAGGUUCAGGGCUGGCUGGCGUAUUUAUUACCUUGUUUUUAUACACGUUUGUUGGUCUCCUCUCCUCGUCUAUACUCUAUAUGUACUUCUUAAGGUUACAUAACAAUGGAAGAAUGUUGGAUAUAUUCUGGAGAUUACACGGUAAAGAAGAGAAUUUUUUCAUCCCCUACGAUCUAGAAAUGUCCAAUGAGGAGUUGGCGUAUGUUUGUCACAAAGCCGAGAUGUGGCGUGGCGAAGAGGGAGAGAGACGAAAAGUUGCUGUUUAUGAUUAUAUUUGGGAGGAGGAAGAGGUAGAAGAAAGUAUAUGGGAUGAGAAUGGAGUAGAGAAGUUAGAAAAGAAGGAAGGAAGAAAAGAGGUCACGACUCAUGUAUCCAUACAUACUCUACAUCUUGAUGGUCUGCGUGAACUUUAUCGUCAUUUCUUACGUUUACCUGAUGGUGCUAUCGUAGAGGUAUUUGGUGAUGUUUCAAUCCCAGGAAUGGAUAAAGAUAUGAAAACAGCAUUAGAACAAGGCUCCAAAAAUCUGGAAAAUUUAAUGGGCUCUCAACUUAGCAUGUCCAAGGUACGAGGAAGACAAACAGUUAUAACAAGAGCUGGUUUUACACCUGGACAAUCUAGUCCAACACCUAGUGAGACACCAUCAACCAGUCCCUCCACUGUAUCUUCAAUUGAGAAGAAGAAAAUCUUAUAAUUUAUGACCUUGUUUCUCUGAAAAUCUUUGGAUUAAUUUGAAGUCUGAAUUUUAAAAUGUAUCAUAAGAUUUUGUUGUUACUGUUUUUUAAAAAUGAUCUUACAAGUAUUUAUGAAUACAAUCAAAUCAAAAUCUUAUCUAAUAGCAACUGGUCUUUAAUUUCUGUCUGAUUUCCAUCUUCAAUACCAUUAGUCAAAUUUUAUUCAUGUGAAGCUCCAGUGGUCCAGAAGGAACUACUAUCUGAUAUAUCAAACUUUCAGACUAACUGAGUGUUAUAACAAAACACAAGACAAUAUUAUGGAAUAUAACACACUUCUUUAAUAAGGUUAAUAUUGUCUUGCGUGCUUCUAUAUGUCCUUCUAAUCUUCUAACUGAGUGUUAACUUGUACAUUCUAAAAUGUUGCUAUAUUUUAUAAUAAGUGCAAUUUUUUGUUAAUGAUAUCUGUUUGUUAUAUUUUGUAUAAUUUUGUAUAAGUUUCUAUUGCCAAUCUGUGAUAAUUUAUAAUUUUAUAAUCUGUGAUAUUCUGUGUCUGUUUUUCUGUGAUAUUACAAAAUUUUUAUUCCGUCCUUGUUUCAGAUAAUAAAUUUGUACACUGAUAGCCUAAAUUGUGAUAAACUGGUAGUUAUUAAUUGUGAAUUAUAAAGAGUUAUUUCUACUGUUUAUAUAUUACACUGUUAGACUAUUUUAAUUGACGUCACAUGAACAGAAUAUUUGAUAAUUUCAUGUAGAAAGUUGAUUAUAUUAUGUUAAUUUUAAAAGAGCACAUCAAAAUUAUAUUUUUAUACACCACACUUCUUAUAUUUUAUUUAUAUUUUAUUUAUAUUUUAUUCAAAUCAAAAUUUAUUGACUCGGGGCAAUUCAGAAAUAUCGUAAUUUACAAUUUGUAAAAAAUUUCAUGAAAUCUGAUUGGUUUUUAAGAUUACUGCAAUAAAAUCAACCAAUCAUAGCUUUUAGUAUGAUUAUCUUAAGUUAUAUAGCCUCUAUCAUCCAGUCAUAUGAUGAAAGAUAUCCUGGUUGUGGUAGACAGAAAUCUGGGUGUCAGAGACUAAGUUAUGAUGUGAUAUUGUAAUAAAAGAAACAAUAAAAGUUUUUAA
This is a messenger RNA of Lottia gigantea (owl limpet), 4757 nucleotides long. RefSeq lists its product as hypothetical. NCBI's taxonomy places the organism in Eukaryota, Metazoa, Mollusca, Gastropoda, Lottiidae. Gene Ontology annotation, cellular component: perinuclear region of cytoplasm. The record is from RefSeq and is a predicted model, not a curated record. The transcript is spliced from 22 exons. The coding region runs from base 138 to 3662 and encodes 1174 amino acids.